This is a messenger RNA of Chaetomium strumarium, 567 nucleotides long. RefSeq lists its product as uncharacterized. The transcript has 2 exons. The annotation marks the transcript as partial. The record is from RefSeq and is a predicted model, not a curated record. Gene Ontology annotation, biological process: mycotoxin biosynthetic process. Lineage: Eukaryota; Fungi; Ascomycota; Sordariomycetes; Sordariales; Chaetomiaceae.
GCGCCUGCAAAUGAGGCCGUUGCGUACAAAACCGUCGUCUUCCGCAGUGGCCUCCACGGAGACAUCACAGAAUACCAAGGCCCUGAUCCCGAGGUCAAUGGCAGGUGGGAAGAACUGUAUAAUGGUUUCGGCGUCUCCCUUAUAAGCCAGGCGUCAGCUCGCAAGCUCCCUAACGCCACCACUCCCUUACCACAAGACCGGUCUCUCUACGUUGUGCAGCUGGAUGUGUUCCACCAGCUUCACUGCCUCAACCGUCUGAGGAAGCUUCUGUACCCAGAUGUGUAUCCUACGGACGUUUCCUCGGGCUCGCCCGAAGCCACAGACACGCUGUAUCACCUUGAGCACUGCGUUGAGUCGCUCCGGCAGUCGCUGCAGUGCGGGUCUGACACGAGCACGAUCUUCUGGGAGUGGAGUCCCGCCAAUGCCAAGAUGAUGGGCAAUACAGCGACCACACACACGUGCAGGGACUUUGAUAGGAUACGGGACUGGGCGGUUCGUCAUAAGCUUGACGGGGACUUUGACAUGCUUGUGGAGGUAAAAGGGGCACCGAUUCGUCAGGCUGGGUGA